Messenger RNA from Ilex paraguariensis (yerba mate), 1639 nucleotides. The record is from the annotation of a GenBank genome assembly. Lineage: Eukaryota; Viridiplantae; Streptophyta; Magnoliopsida; Aquifoliales; Aquifoliaceae.
CGAAUCGAACAGCAACGCCGGCGGUGAUGGAGUCACCAUCAACGUCCGAUGCUCCAACGGUUCGAAGUUCACCAUACAGGCAAUUCUCGAGUCCACCGUCGGAUCGUUUAAGUCCGUCCUCUCUCAGAACUGCGAAAUACCUGUGGAACAGCAGCGACUGAUUUACAAAGGCAGGAUCUUGAAGGACGAUCAAACACUGGAAAGCUACGGUUUGGAGGCAGACCAUACUGUUCAUUUGGUUCGUGGUUUUGCACCUGCUGCAUCUGCAAACGUUACAGGUGCCACCAACACUGGCACUCCAAAUACCACUUCUACUGUAACAAGAGAUGUUGGAUCCAAUGAAGGUGGGGCAUAUGACGGAUCCAACUUUGGAGCAUCACUAUUUCCUGGUCUUGGUUUGAAUGGAUUAGGAAGUGGUGGUGGCCUAUUUGGAGCUGGACUUCCGGAGUUUGAACAAGUGCAGCAACAGUUGACACAGAACCCCAACAUGAUGAGGGAUAUUUUGAACUUGCCGAUUGUUCAGAAUCUUAUGAAUAACCCAGACAUUAUGCGAAACUUGAUGAUGAAUAAUCCUCAGAUGCGUGAAAUUAUUGAUCGCAAUCCGGAGCUGGCGCACAUUCUCAAUGAUCCUAAUACUCUCCGUCAGACAAUGGAGGCUGCACGAAACCCUGAACUCAUGCGUGAGAUGAUGCGCAACACUGACAGAGCUAUGAGCAAUAUUGAAUCUUCUCCUGAAGGAUUUAACAUGCUCAGGCGCAUGUAUGAAAAUGUCCAAGAGCCGUUUCUAAAUGCAACUACGAUGGCUGGGGACACUAGGAAUGAUUUAGCCUCAAACCCAUUUGCAGCUCUUUUGGGAGUCCAAGGUGAGGGGGCAGGAAGAAAUCAGACGACUAAUCCUACGACCAAUGGUUCUGAAAUAUCUGCUAAUUCUCCUGCUCCAAAUACUAAUCCACUUCCGAACCCUUGGUCCUCUGCUGCUGCUGGAGGUGCCCAAACAAACACCACUACAAGGUCAAAUCCUGCUGGUGAUGCUAGGCCAGUGCCACCUGGUGGCUUAGGUGGACCUGGCUUCUCAAAUUUGGACCAAAUGCUAGGUGCCAUGCCCGAUCCCUCUUCAUUGAAUCAGAUUAUGCAGAAUCCUGCUGUACCAGAGAUGUUGCAAAGUCUCCUCUCCAACCCUCAACACAUGAACCAGGUUUUUGGUCUCAAUCCGCAACUUUGGAACAUGCUUGAUUCCAAUUCCCAGCUUAGAGAGAUGCUGCAAAACCCUGAAUUUGUUCGGCAACUGACAUCCCCCGAGACAAUACAGCAACUCUUGACUUUUCAGCAAGCUCUUAUGUCUCGACUUGGUCGGCAACCAUCAGCCCAGGAACCAGGUCAAACUGGUGCAGGGACAGGAGCACUUGAUAACACAGGGUUGGAUAUGUUGAUGAACAUGUUUGGUGGACUUGGUACUGGAGGCCUGACUGUUCCCAACAGAUCUAAUGUGCCCCCGGAAGAACAGUAUGCUACUCAGCUCUCACAGCUACAAGAAAUGGGGUUCUUUGACACUCAGGAAAAUAUACGGGCUCUGAUUGCCACUGCAGGGAAUGUUCAUGCUGCUGUGGAGCGGCUUUUGGGGAACCCUGGGGGUGGAUAA